UCAAAGCCACCCCUGCUUUUGGAACCUCGCCCACCAAUCAAGCUCGCCGUUUUCCAACCAGGCGUAAUACUCUAGGAAAUACGGGAUGCGGGCUUUAAACGCUUAGCUUGUAUCACAAACGGAGCAGCACAAAUCCGAGUCAACGGUCACCUCCGUCAGGAAAUCGCGUUCUCCGCUUCCCAUCCGCGCGUUCCCCGAUAAAGGCGACGCUAGCGAAUCUCCCGCUCUAGACGCUUAGCGCAUCUCUCUCUUGAAGCACCACCGCAUCGGGCGCUUCGCUUACUACGCUCGCUGAUGUUCGCGUAGGUUCGCCAGGCACCCACGCUAGGACAGUACUGCGUCGUCUCGGCCUGUACUGUGAAAAGAUGAAUUUCAUAUCCGAAUCGCAGUUGGAGGAGAACAAGCGGGUGCGAGGGGAGAGAGUGGAGGAUGGCACUGUAACGGUGGACAGGCCCCUGUACGAGAUUCUUAGGGAGCAGAAGGAGAAGAAGGAAGCUGAGCACAAGGAGAAGUUUAAAAACCGCCCCCCACGAGCACUAGACGAGGACGAGCUUGAAUUUCUUGAGGCUGUCGCUCAGAAGCAAAGAGAGGAUGAGAAGGAGAAGGACGACGAGGACAAGCGAGCACUCACUGAGUUCCAGGCCGCACUCUUGAGCCGAACAGUCACCGUCGAUUCCCAUUCUGCUCCCGAGACGGCACCGCCCUCGCAAGCAUCUGCCCCCUCUGGCUCUUCUGGCUCGUCCCUGGUGGCUACUAUUCGGAAAAGAAAGGAGCCGGAUCUUCCUCUCAUUCCUCGCAUGGGAGUCAAGGUCCAGCUCAAGGCGAAGCCAAAGGCUAAGGCAGGUGCUCCAGCUCCCCAGUCCAAGUCUAAUGUUAGUAACUCUCCAAAAGCUCUUAGUAGAGGUUUGGAUGGAACUAAUAGUACUGUAGAAGAUGCUUCUAUUACUUGUGGUCAAGGGAAGGGGAGUGGUGAAGAGGACGAGGCAACAAGACAGAAGCAGAAAGUUAUGAGAACCAGGGAUGUGGAAAGUGAGAAAGAUGGAGGAUCUUUGGUUGGUAGUUUGGGGCUUGGAGCAUAUGGUAGUGAUGAUGAUGAUGACGAAGACAAUGAAUAAGCGGCUAGUCCAUUGUGUUUCUUUUGUGGCUUUUUUUUUGCAUAAUCAUCGUUCAAUUACAAGUGGG
Closterium sp. NIES-67 is the source of this 1182-nucleotide messenger RNA. The record is from the annotation of a GenBank genome assembly. Lineage: Eukaryota; Viridiplantae; Streptophyta; Zygnematophyceae; Desmidiales; Closteriaceae.